CAUUUCUCUUGUCAUUUCAAGUCAAUAUUAGUAAUCGGGUUGAAAUGAUAUCGUGUUUAUUGAAAAAAACUUGGCGUUUUUUGCAUAUCCCUUUUUUAUUCGCGUAUAGUCUACUGUACAAGUUUAGGAUUAUCAUAGCUGAGGUUUCAUUGGGUUUUCUCGUUUUAGUUUUUUACUGCGAAUAUCUGCAUUAUAAUGUUGUGAUCCAACAGUGUUAUUGGCCGCGUCUUUCAGUGGAUAAUGAAGACUUCUCGAUUCCGACAACCAAUGACAACCGCCUUAAGGUGAUGCUGAUAGCGGAUUUGCAUUUAAAAUGCAAGAGAUCAAACUGGUACGAAAUAUUCAGCGAAGAGGUGCAAAUGGAACGUUGCUUUCAACACGCUGUCCACCAAUUGAAACCCGAUGUUAUUUUCAUAUUGGGCGAUGUCUUGGACCAAGGCAUGCAUUGUAAUUUGAAGGACUUCGACAACUUGGUCCAGAGGUUCGAAAGAAUGUUCUCGCUUCCCAACAGGACCAAGAUGUAUGUUGUCCCGGGCAACCGAGAUAUUGGAUAUCAUCACCAGAUCGAUGUCGAUCAAAAUAAGGAUUUCGCAGACGGUCUGAAAUCUCCAUUGGUUCAGCACCUGAUGGUCAAGAAAAAUAACUUCAUCCUACUUAAUAGUAUGACCCUUGGAGAUGAUUCUUGUUCUCUGUGUUCUGUUGUUGAAGAGAAACUGGCGGAGAUAGAGAAACGACUAAAAUGUUCCCAAGAAGAAUACAGAGGCACAUGUGACCAGAAUUUAACGAUGCCAAUUUACAGUAGGCCCAUAUUAAUUCAGCAUCUUCCACUAUAUCGAACUUCUGAUGAGAAUUGUAGUGACUCCGAUUCGGCUCCGUGGCCACAAAAUUUGCACGAAAUGGCGGAAUAUUGGGAAUGUCUGAGUCAGAACACCACUGACAGACUACUGCAGAGGUUAAAGCCCAGGAUUGUCUUUUCUGGACAUCUUCACCACGGUUGUACCAGAAGAUUACCCCAAGUUGGUGGUAUAGAGGUCACCAUUUCAAGCUUCAACUGGAGGAAGAAGGAUAAACCUGCUAUAGGCCUGGCGGUGGUUACAACCACCAAUUAUGAGAUCGUCAAGUGCCAAAUGCCUAGAUACGCCACCAUAAUAACAAUAUACCUCUUGGGAAUCUUGGUUAUCCUGUUCUGGAUAGUUUACUCUCAUGAAACCAGAAGGAUCUUCGUCACCAAAUGAAACAACUAACAGUUCAAACUUUAAAUUUAAUAUUUCAACAGCAGUUCUUUCAGUUAAAAUAUGUGUUCACAAAUACUCGAUAGUUUUCAUAGUAAAAUCUACGUCAUUUACAUUUAUAUGGCACUGCUUUUCACUUUUAGUUUCGACGAUGAACGUUUAUUCUUCGAUGUGGAUUUACAUAAUGUGACACGUGAAUAUCAUCGAUGUAAUGACAAUGUUAAAUAAAUCAGUCGAC
Molecule: messenger RNA, 1470 nt
Organism: Harmonia axyridis
Lineage: Eukaryota; Metazoa; Arthropoda; Insecta; Coleoptera; Coccinellidae
Product: metallophosphoesterase 1-like
Exons: 6
Coding region: 45-1235 (396 amino acids)
Biological process (GO): GPI anchor biosynthetic process
Molecular function (GO): hydrolase activity
Source: RefSeq, a predicted model, not a curated record